AUGGCCCGGGUCAUCAACCUGGUCAACGACCUGGUCCUACGGAGAGAUAAAGAGUCUGAACACCGCGAAAACCUAGCGAAUACGAUCCGAGUAUUGCGAGCAAACGAGUCGGAGCAGACUUUGGAGAUACUAACCGCUUUUCGCUUCCUACAGAACAAGCUCAAAACAAAGAAGUCGGAAUUGACCAGAUCCUUAGCUCUGACGGAAGCUUCAGAGCGCGCUCUCCAGUCAAACAUGGCCGGCGCAGAGGCAACAAUCAGAGCACUCAAAGAGCAAGUGCAGCGCAUGAAAACUACCGUCCAACAAGUACGCGCGCAAUGCGCCAACGAUAUCCGGAAGCGAGACCUCGAACUCCAGAAGCUCAAAUCACACCUUGCGGAACGGCAGCGGGGCAAACGUGACGGAUUGGCCGUGACCACGAUUAACAUCAACCCUGCCGCCGACCGAUCGCGACUUAGAGCCAGCGGGGGCGAUGACAUCAACAAACCGGGAUACAGCCUCGAACAGGAGACUACUGAAUUCCUCACCCAGCUAUGCCAGGGUAUGAGUGACGAAAAUGACACGCUGAUCGAGCUUGCCCGAAACACCAUUGAAACGCUGAAGGAGUUGCAGGGGCUGCCACAAGCGGACGAGGGGCAAGAGAUCGACGAUGUCUCCGGCAUGGCUGCAAGUACGGGUCCCCAGAAAUCAACCCCAGGAGCUGUAGCGACGCUUCCUACGUCAUGCGAGGAGCUGUCUGCACGCAUGGAGAUGGUGCUUGAUCACCUGCGCACACUACUUACCAAUCCAUCGUUCGUGCCUCUUGAAGAGGUCGAGAUCCGUGAUGAUGAAAUCAAGCGGCUCCGGGCGAGCUGGGAGAAAAUGGAGAACAGAUGGAAGCAAGCAGUCACCAUGAUGGAUGGAUGGCAGCGGCGCCUGGCCGAUGGUGGAGACUCCGUGCGCAUGGAUGAGUUAAAACGCGGCCUCAACCUGGAUCUGAGCUUCCAAUCGGAAGACGUCAGUAUGCAGAGCCACGACAACCACACGAUCUCACCCAUUAUCGAAGACCAGCAAGAAGAGGAACAGAUGAGCGGGACCGAAGAUAAUGCGCCUGAACCCGAGCCUGAAGAUCUUCCGCAGACGAGGUCGAAGAUCCGCAAGGUGCCUGAGCGUUCCGAGCGAGCACUGCGGGAACGCAGCGAUAAUGCUCCUGCGCGGCCCAAAAGGCUCCGCAAGGUGUCAUUUACGCCUGGUCUGCAAGGGUCACCGUGUGUGCCCAGCGAAGACGAUGAAACACUCCAGGUCAAGGCGCACAAAUCCGAAACCGUAACGCGCAGACCGUCUCGUCGAAGGGCAGACUCCAAAUCAACACGCCAGGCCAGCGACGAAAGCAUGAGCGUUACGCAAAAACUAGCAGCCGCCGAGGACGAAGCUCGCUCCGCUGAACAUUCACGCAAACAACGCGAGACUCGAAAGCGAAGUCGACCGGAAAAGUCAUCCAGCCGGCCUGGUAAUCGGCGCCGCAGUACACUCACCAGUGAUGAACUGGAAGAUCUUAUGGGCCCACGGCCCUCAUCUGCGAGGGGACACCGUCUCAACGCAAGAACGCAUCUCCGUUCGAUUGACCGCGGUUCUCCACCCGACCCCACAAGCACGACCUUGAACCCCCAGAAACAUCAAUUGAAACAUACCUUGCUCAAGUUCCCAGAUCCAACUCUGCUUUUUCCCCCCAUUCAAGCAAUCAAUCCUUCAAAAUGCCAACAGCCGCAUCCGCACCCCCCAGUCAAAACCUUCAACGGCUGGGUCGCCCGCGACGCCAAAAGCGCACUCCAAUACACCACCUUCGAGCCCAAACCCUUCACAGCAACAGACAUCGAGCUCCGCAUCACCCAUUGCGGCAUCUGCGGCUCGGACAUCCACACCCUGCGCUCCGGCUGGGGCCCCACCGACUAUCCCUGCGUCGUGGGCCAUGAGAUCGUCGGCAUAGUCGAGCGGAUUGGCGCCGGCGUCCCGACGCUCUCCUCCUCGCCCGCAUCAGCCUCCAUCCGCGUCGGUGACCGCGUCGGCAUCGGCGCACAGAGCGGCGCCUGUCUGCGCGCGGAGUGCGAGGCGUGCGCGGACGGCGAGGAGAGUUACUGCCCGCGCAUAACGGGCACGUAUAACGGGCGAUAUGCGGACAAGAGCAAGUCGUAUGGCGGGUAUGCGGAGCGGUGGCGGGGGCCGGCGCAUUUCGCGUUCAAGAUUCCGGACGGGCUGCCUUCGGCGGAGGUUGCGCCGUUGCUGUGUGGCGGGGUUACGGUUUAUGCGCCGCUGAAGAAGUAUGGGGUUGGGCCGGGGAAGACGGUGGGGAUCGUGGGGAUUGGGGGCCUGGGGCAUAUGGGGAUCCUGUUUGCGAAGGCGCUGGGGGCGGAUAAGGUGGUUGCGAUCUCGCGGUCGUCGAGUAAGAAGAAGGAUGCUGUGGAGGGACUGGGGGCGGAUUUGUUUAUUGCUACUGCGGAGGACAAGAAGUGGGGGCGGACGUAUGAGAGAAACGCUGGAUGUCAUUGUGUGUACUGUUUCUGGGCCGAAUAUGCCGUUCGCGCAGUCGGCGCGCCUGAGGAUGCAUUGCCUGCGUUGCCGGCUUACUCGCUCAUUCAGAAGGGAGUCAAGGUUACCGGGUCGAAUAUUGGGUCGCCGGAAGAUAUCCGGCAGAUGCUCAAGCUUGCUGCGGAGAAGAGAGUGCUUCCUUGGGUGCAGAAGCGAGCCAUGAGCGACGUCAACCAGGCGUUGGAGGAUUUCGAGGCCGGAAAACCGCGGUAUAGGUUUGUUCUACAGAAUGGCAAGAGUGCGCGGCUCUAA
Penicillium chermesinum is the source of this 2817-nucleotide messenger RNA. RefSeq lists its product as uncharacterized. The record is from RefSeq and is a predicted model, not a curated record. Lineage: Eukaryota; Fungi; Ascomycota; Eurotiomycetes; Eurotiales; Aspergillaceae. The transcript has 6 exons. Bases 1 to 2817 code for a protein of 938 amino acids. Gene Ontology annotation, biological process: alcohol metabolic process. Gene Ontology annotation, molecular function: alcohol dehydrogenase (NADP+) activity; zinc ion binding.